Molecule: messenger RNA, 1559 nt
Organism: Zeugodacus cucurbitae (melon fly)
Lineage: Eukaryota; Metazoa; Arthropoda; Insecta; Diptera; Tephritidae
Product: transmembrane protein 267
Exons: 3
Coding region: 507-1172 (221 amino acids)
Source: RefSeq, a predicted model, not a curated record
CAAGGAAUUUUCUUGCCGGUGAGAAAACAACACAAAAUGAAUAAUAUGUAUUUGUACACAAACCGUGAAAAGUAAAUUAGGGCAUUGUGAUUACUAGUGGGAGGGCAUAGCGAAUUACCGCCUCAUCACCUUAAUUGUGCACAUGGCUAAAUCAAAGGUGACUCGUGCACAACUUUGAAAAAUCGACACAGGUGAGUCAUUGAAGUGUGAAUAAAAAUUGUACAUUUACAAUAGUGCCUUUCAUUUAAAAGCAAAGGUUAUGGAAUUUAACGCACAACUUACACAACAUUUGAGUUAGAAAUUGUAAUUUACCAGUACACAAAAAAGUGCAUUACGAUUUUCAUAUACGCCGAUAAAUUGAAUGACGAAAAAUAUAAGAACGACAACAGCUGUGAUCCGUCCAUUAAAAGUUAAAAUCAUCGCAUUUAAUAAAAGUUAAAACCGCUGACCUUUUGCAUAAUAUUUUUGGUAUAUCCUUUGGCAACACCUAUUUUUAAAAACUGCAAAUGCACUGCCAUAUAAUGGUCUACAUACGCAUUGUACUUACCACAUUAUUGACUAUCACUUGUCUUCUGGGCGAUAAUUUUGUUGAGCUGACGCAGCAUCCAUUAUUAAAAGCAUUAGCCGAUAAUGCCACACACGCUAUAAUUGGCGCAUUAACGGGAAUUGCUUUCGCUGUACAAUUUCAUGAUAAGACGAGCAAUUUGCUGGGAUGGUUCCUGAUAUUUACUUGUUUUUCGGUGUCUUCUUUGAUUGACUUAGAUCACUUUAUAGAAGCGCGUUCAUUGUACUUAGAGGAUGCGACUAAUUUGCCACGACGUCCUUUUCUACACUGCUCAAGUAUAAUUUUUCUACUAUUAAUAUUCUACAUCUGCACAGCCAGUUUAAACUAUUUUAAGACAUCUUUAACUUUUGGAGUUUUGCUUUGCGCUUUUGUCACACACCAUACGCGUGAUGCCGUGCGUCGUGGUUAUUGGUUUUGUCCACUUGGACACACUGGUCGUGUGCCGAAUGUGGCCUACAUUGUGAUAACCGUUUUGACGCCACAUUUGGUGGCAUAUGUACAUAACAUUUGUCGUAGUGGACCAGUGCAAUAUUUCCUGGGCCAGUAUAUUAAGCUGAGCGAUAAUUACCGUAUUGGAAGUGGCGGUUACCGUUACAUGAAUGUGUAAAUUUUAUAAUAGAUAAUUUAUUGUUAAAUUUGUUAAUUAGUUGUAUCAAUAUACAAAUGUAGUUUAAAUCAGGCGUAAUGUUCCAGGUGAACUUAAAACAAGUGAUAGCACAACACAUUUAAGCUUAGCUUAUUUAUAUAACAAGUUAAAAAACGUAGCGUAAUAAUCUACUAAUUAUAUAUUCUUAGAUUAAAUAGUAGUUUUUAUUAAAUUUCUAAACUAUAUAAAGAAAAACAUAGUAGCUCUAGUUAUUUAGUACGUUUUCCACAAAAUAACUAAUUACACUAUUGACCAAUGAAUAAUACGCUCAUCUUCCAGUCAAACAACAUUUGACAAAACAAAAAAAGUUAUACUAUUACUUUAAUAUAAAAAUAGACAACUAACAAA